AAUCACAUCUUUUCCUCCCCUCCACCCCUCCAUCUUCUCCUCUUCCAAACUAAAUGAAACCAGCAUACAUGGGUUUCAUUUUAAUUCUUCACUAUGCUGUUUUUGCCGUUCUUCUGUCCUCCCUAAGCUCAUUUCGUAUUGUGUGUUCAGCUUCCUUGAGCCUUAACACCGACAAGGAGGCAUUGCUUUCAUUUAAAUAUCAUUUGAGCAGCGAAUCCUCGGAGACUCUUUCUUCAUGGAAUGUUAACAACUCCAGCCCAUGUAACUGGACUGGUGUUUUAUGCAAUGAGUCCAGGGAUAGGGUCACUGGCCUUGAUCUCUCAGGCUUUGGGCUAACAGGCACCAUAAGCCCGCAUAUUGGGAAUCUCUCCUUCCUUAGCUCUCUUGAGCUACAGGAUAACCAAUUGACAGGAACCAUUCCUGAUCAGGUUGGUGACCUUUCCCGCUUGAGCGUCUUGAACAUGAGCUCUAACCACAUCAGAGGUGCGAUACCACUCAACAUAACUAUGUGUUUAGAGCUCGAGAUCCUUGACUUGAAGGAAAAUGAAAUCUCGGGUACAAUUCCUGCAGAGCUCGGCCGUCUCAGAAAUUUGGAAAUCCUCAAACUGGGUAGCAAUCAGCUUGUUGGUGAUAUUCCGCCUUCUAUCAGCAACCUUUCCUCACUGGACACGCUAAGUUUGGGCACCAACAAUUUGGGUGGCAGGAUUCCUGAUGAUUUGGGUCGCCUUCAGAAUUUGAAAGAACUCGAUCUAACCAUUAAUCAGCUGGAGGGCACUGUCCCCUCAUCCAUAUACAACAUCACUUCGCUGGUUAAUUUGGCUGUGGCGUCCAACAACCUCUGGGGCGAAAUUCCUAGUGAUGUUGGAGAUAGGCUUCCAAACCUUCUCAUCUUCAAUUUCUGCAUCAAUAAAUUCACUGGUGGAAUUCCUGGAUCUUUGCACAAUCUCACCAACAUUAAUGUCAUUCGGAUGGCACACAACCUUUUGGAAGGAUCAGUGCCAUCAGGUCUGGGGAAUCUUCCGCAGCUGCGUAUGUACAAUAUUGGGUACAAUCGGAUUAAAAGCUCAGGUGAUCAGGGUCUCGAUUUCAUUACUUCUUUGACAAACAGUACCCAUCUUAACUUCCUUGCCAUUGAUGGCAAUUUUCUGGAGGGUGUGAUUCCAGAAUCUAUUGGUAAUCUUUCUACUUCUCUCACAAGUUUACAUAUGGGUCAGAACAAGAUCUACGGUAGUAUACCACCCUCAAUCAGUCAUCUUAGCAGCUUGGCUUUGCUUAAUUUGAGCCAUAAUCUUAUUUCUGGUGAAAUCCCACCAGAAAUUGGUGAACUUGGGGAGAUGCAGGAAUUGUAUUUGGCUUCCAAUAAUAUCUCCGGCAGAAUUCCAAGCUCCCUUGGCAAUCUCCGACAAUUGAGUCAGCUUGAUUUAUCUAGCAAUAGAUUGGUGAGAGGAAUACCCACAAAUUUUUCUAACUUCCAGAGAUUGCUCUCAAUGGAUCUAUCCAAUAACAGGCUCAAUGAAAGCAUACCCAAGGAGAUUCUCGGCCUUCCCGGUUUGAGCACUCUGCUGAAUCUAUCCAAGAACUCUCUGACUGGACCUUUGCCUCAAGAAGUUGAAGCACUCGAAAGUGUUGUCACAAUUGACCUCUCUCACAACCAUUUAUCUGGAAGCAUUCCCGAAUCCAUUAGCAAAUGUAAGAGCUUAGAGGAAUUGUUCAUGGCAAACAACAAAUUCUCAGGUUCUAUUCCAGAUACUCUGGGGGAAGUGAGGGGCUUGGAAAUACUUGACCUCUCUACAAACCAACUCACUGGCUCAAUACCCAGCAGUCUCCAAGAACUUCAGGCCCUUCAAUUACUAAACCUCUCUUUCAACAACCUGGAAGGAGUUGUUCCCAGCGAGGGAGUCUUUAAAAAUCUCUCCCGUGUUCAUAUUGAAGGAAACUCAAAGCUUUGCUUGAAUUUGGCCUGUACAAAAGGCCAUGGAAGAAGAUUUGCUGUCUUUCAUAUUAUACUUAUAAUCGCUUCAGCGAUAGCAAUAUGCUUGGCAAUCGGUGUGUUAGCCUAUCUAAAGAAAAGCAAAGCAAAGAAAUUGCCGAUCACGUCGGAGUCAUUUAAAGUGCUGCACCAAGUGGUCUCUUAUGAUGAUCUACGCAUGGCAACUGGGAAUUUCAACCAGCAAAAUCUGAUCGGGAAAGGGAGCUUCGGGUCAGUUUACAAAGGGUAUCUUACAGAAGGUACUGCAGUCGCAAUCAAGGUGCUUGACAUCCAAAGAAAUGGAUCAUGGAAGAGUUUCUUCGCCGAGUGUCAGGCUUUGAGGAACGUAAGGCACCGGAAUCUUGUGAAGCUGAUCACCUCAUGCUCCAGUUUGGACUUUAAGAAUGUAGAAUUUCUGGCUCUGGUUUAUGAUUUCAUGCACAAUGGGAGCUUGGAAGACUGGAUCAAGGGAACGAGAAGGCACGCAAGUGGAUGUGCGCUGAAUCUCGUAGAGAGAUUGAAGAUAGCCAUUGACGUUGCUUGCGCCAUGGAUUACCUGCACCAUGACUCUGAAACUCCCAUCGCCCACUGUGAUCUGAAGCCAAGCAACGUGCUGUUGGACAAAGACAUGACCGCCAAGGUAGGGGACUUCGGGUUGGCCAGGUUACUGAUGGACAGAGCGGCCGAUCAACAGUCAAUAGCCUCCACUCACGGUCAGGGUUCCAUAGGAUACAUACCUCCAGAGUACGGACUGGGAGGGAAACCAACAACAUCCGGAGAUGUGUACAGCUAUGGAGUUAUGUUGUUAGAGAUGUUUACAGGGAAAAGCCCAACCCAUGAGAGCUUCCUUGGGGGACUGACCUUAGCCCAGUGGGUUCAAUCAGCUUUCCCAACAAACGUAAGGCAAGUGGUGGACCCUGAGCUGCUGCUUCCCACCGGAGAUCUUCAACAUGAAGGACACCCAAUAAGCGAGGAAGUGCAGCACGAAUGUCUGAUUGCUGUCAUUGGGGUUGCGCUAUCUUGCACCGUGGACACUUCAGAUAGACGCAUCAGCUCCAGAGAUGCUCUCUCCCAACUCAAAACUGCUGCCAAGGCCCUUCUCAAACCGACCCUCGAUGAUAUGGAGGAAGGAGCUGCACCCCAUUGUGUUGUUGAUGUUUAGUACUUUACUUGCCCAUCUCUUAUGCUCAACUUACAAGUGCGUGGGUAUAUAUAUAUAUAUAUAUAUCAUUGUGUGUAAAAACUAGAAACGAUACUAUAAUGUGUCUUUAUGUACGGAAAUCCAGAAAUUAAGAAUAUUUUUCUUA
This is a messenger RNA of Vitis riparia (riverbank grape), 3276 nucleotides long. RefSeq names its product probable LRR receptor-like serine/threonine-protein kinase At3g47570. Gene Ontology annotation, cellular component: plasma membrane. Gene Ontology annotation, biological process: protein phosphorylation; hormone-mediated signaling pathway. Lineage: Eukaryota; Viridiplantae; Streptophyta; Magnoliopsida; Vitales; Vitaceae. Gene Ontology annotation, molecular function: ATP binding; protein binding; protein kinase activity. The record is from RefSeq and is a predicted model, not a curated record.